AUGGACAUGAGCCUCGAGCACUCGAGCUCUCCCUCCUCCUCAUCCACGACCGAGCGCGCCGGAACGGCGUGGCCGUGGCCGCCGAAGCGCCCCGCUGGCCGCACUAAGUUCCGGGAGACGCGGCACCCCGUGUUCCGCGGCGUGCGCCGCCGUGGCAGCGCCGGCCGGUGGGUCUGCGAGGUGCGCGUGCCCGGGGAGCGCGGCACGCGCCUCUGGCUCGGGACGUACAUCACGGCCGAGGCGGCCGCGCGCGCACACGACGCCGCCAUGCUCAUGCUCCGGGGCCGCUCCGCCGCGUGCCUCAACUUCCGGGACUCCGCGUGGCUGCUCGCGGUGCCGCCCGCGUUCACCAACCUCUCUGACGUCCGGCGCGCGGCCGUCCAGGCCGUCGCGGACUUCCUGCGCCGUCCGGAGGCCACCAGUGCCGCUGCCGCGGUGCAGGAGGUCACCUCCAGCGUGUCCGCCCCGUCGUCGGCAGUGUGUAGUGUGCCCUCGUCAGAGACGGCGCAGGCUUCCGCUGAUGCCGCUUUUGAGGCGCCGGCCGCACUGGACAUGGACGUGUUCGACCUUGACUGCUUGUUUGGGGAAACGGAUUCCGAUGCGUACUACUACGCGAACCUUGCGCAGGGGCUGCUCAUGGAGCCACCGCCGACUCUGGCCACCGGGUCGUACUGGGACAAUGGAGACUGCGCCGACGGCGGAGCCGGAGCUGAUGUCGCGCUCUGGAGUUACUAGUAUUACUAAUAUCAACAAUC
Molecule: messenger RNA, 755 nt
Organism: Triticum dicoccoides
Lineage: Eukaryota; Viridiplantae; Streptophyta; Magnoliopsida; Poales; Poaceae
Product: dehydration-responsive element-binding protein 1H-like
Exons: 1
Coding region: 1-735 (244 amino acids)
Biological process (GO): regulation of DNA-templated transcription
Molecular function (GO): DNA-binding transcription factor activity; DNA binding
Source: RefSeq, a predicted model, not a curated record